This is a messenger RNA of Stegostoma tigrinum, 4687 nucleotides long. It is a transcript of the gene fbxl22, whose product is annotated as F-box and leucine-rich repeat protein 22. The transcript has 2 exons. NCBI's taxonomy places the organism in Eukaryota, Metazoa, Chordata, Chondrichthyes, Orectolobiformes, Stegostomatidae. Bases 985 to 1731 code for a protein of 248 amino acids. The record is from RefSeq and is a predicted model, not a curated record. Gene Ontology annotation, molecular function: protein binding.
CUUUCCUGCUCCGAACUGCUGUGCUUUUCCAGCUCCAUAUAUUUUCGCUCCAGCUUCCAGCGUCUGCACUCCGUACUGUCUCCAGGCUACCUGAACCUAUUCCGCUCGUUCACGCAGAAAUUACUGACCUCCUGUGGCAGCUAUUUGCAUGGCUCCCGCACAGACAAAAAUGAAAAUAAUUGCCGGUGUUGGGGAUCUGAUAAAGAGUCACGAAACGUCAACUCUGCUUUCUUCCCAAAUAUGCUACUAAACGUGCUAAGUCGAGCUCGCAAUGUCUGUUGCUCCUGAACAAAUGAUCUUGCUGCCAUCAGAAAGCUCAUUCCAAUAGCUGCUGCUAUCCCGGGUGACGAGCUGCAUCCUCCCUCACGGCUGUUAAUUCUCCAGGUUAAUAAGCCCUUUCGGUGGGCUUCAUUACUGCCGCCUCUGAAGAACAGCUGCCACAUUGUAUACUGUUGCAGCAAAUUGGAAAGGUGCAAAUCUAGAGAAUUUUGAAGAAUCAAUAUCACAUUCCUUUCCAUUGCACCCCAGUUGAUUGGCAUCCUUCUCCAUGGUCCCAUGCCAGUAUAUUCAUCCGCCUAUCAAUUCUUCUGCGCCUCUGCUAGCCAGAGAGGUUCGCCAUUCCUGCCUGACAACCUCCUGGGCAUUAUUUAGCAGCUCUCAGAAUGCCGGGCAACUUGCAACAACUUAUAGCUUCUGCGCAGCUGGAUGAAGAAUGUGCCCCGAACAACCUGGAAAACACAGUUUUGUUGAAAAGAGACAUAAAUGAAGGCGGUGAAAUUAUUGGGAACAAUUCGGGAAAUAUUUGGUGCGCAUUAUUGAUAAACGAGGUAUUAACCACCUUCCCCACUCCGCCCACCCCGCUUCAAUCCACCAGACUGCUGUUCACUGUCUGACACCCUUCUAUAUUUAAAACACCAGUUGUCACUUUCCGAAUAGGCUACAUUCCUAAUCCAUAUAUGUCCAGGUUUGUGGCUGCAGCCUGUAAUGAUGCAGAAUCCGGACUCAAUCACUGUAGUUCAAUUGUUCCAGUCUGGGUUCAAAACGUUCCUUUUGAUGCUGCUCACAGAAUUAAACCGAGAGUGCCUGCUUCACAUUUUCUCCUUCCUGGACAAGGAGAGCAGGAAAGGUUUGUCGAGAGUUUGUCAUGUGCUCCGUGAGAUCUAUCACGACCCAGCUCUAUGGUCGCUACUGUGCUUCUGUUCUCUAUCAGAACUGAAAAGGGAUAACUUUGUUCUGAGCCCCGCGUUACGCUCGCUGUCAAUCUGCUGGCACUCCAGCCGGGUGAAAGUCUGUAACAUUGAGGACUGGAGGAAGAGCAGUUUCCAGCGAGAUAUCUGCAACCAGCACCAACAUCUUGUUACCAAUUUCUUAACUCGGAUAACUAACAGCUGUCCAAACCUGCUGUCAGUGAUACUUUCUGGAUGUGGGCAUCUCACUGAUGGUGACAUUAUACAAAUCCUACAGAAAUGCUCCAAACUGAAUACCUUGAAACUGGAAAACUGUGCGAGGUUAACUGAUAAAACACUGGAGGCCGUGACUAUUUAUGGGAACAGUUUAACCUGCUUUCACGUUGAUUUUUGUCGGAAUAUCACACAGGAGGGGAUUAACCUGGUCCAGAAGAAGUGUCCUUCUCUGUCCUUCAGUGCAGAGCAGAGUGCAAAGAUGAUUCCGGAUCAGCCAAACGGAUGUGAUGCCCUCGUGAGAAGAAUGAACAAACAGUUUCAGUGGUAACAGGAAAUGGAUAUUGCAAUGUGCUGGAAGAAUGCUUGGCAUCACAUAGGCACUGAUUCCUUGAUCGUAGUGAUACCAUCAGCUAAGAGGAGAGCAUACAGACAGUGAAGGAAGAAAGACUGAGACUCUGCACUCUUCUGGCACAUUGUAGUGGUCCCAUCGUAGGAUGUGGUGCCAUGAACUCAGGACUGGGUGCAGUGCAGUGAGUCCAAGAUUGUGCAUGGUACGUGGUCUCAGGACUGGGCAUGGUGCAGUGGGCCAGGGUUGGGUGCAGUGUAGUGGGCCCAGAGAUGGAUAAGAUGCAGUGGGUCCAGAGGUGGCUGCAUUUGUACAGUACCUUUUAACAGUGUAAAAAUUCCCAGGUUGCUUCACAAGCAUCAGUACAGUACAAUAACUUUGGGCAGAUAGGAGUCACUGUUCCUACUGAACUACAAACUCCUUUCCCAAAUCCCAUAUGGCAGACCCUCUACAUCUCUGUAAUGACAAGGGAACUCUCCAAGCUAUUCACCAUCCUUCAGUACCGCUGGGUAAAAUUCCUAGAAUUCCCUCCAUAACAGCAUUGUGGUUCUACCUAUAUUGGGUGGACUGCAGUGGUUCAAGGUAGCUCACCACCAUCUCCUCAAGGUCAACUAGAGACGAGCGAAAAUUACCGCCCAGAUAGAUAUAACCUGCCUGUCAUUGAAUGAAUGAAUAUAAGAUUUCUCCAUGAAUUUUGCAUUCCUUUCAUUCUGGCCUCUUGUACAUUUCCCAUAUUCUUCAGUCCACCACAGGUUACUGUGUAAUCAGGAGUGUAAUCAUCUAAAAUUUUGACACAGAGCCACAGAGAAAUCCUGAUGACAGAUGAGAAAACUUGAUGAUAAGCACAGCUUUUAAAGAGAUUUUGAUAGGACGAGAGAGACGUAAUCGCUGGGAGCGAACCCGAGAACAUAUGGCACAGUUGCCAGUGCUGUCGGGAAAGACGUUUGGGAAUAUACAAGAAACAAAAAUUGGAGGAAUGCCAUAUUCUCAGAUUAUCUGGUUAUUUUAAUUAUUUUAAUUCUGCUGCUCACAAAUUGGCUGCUGAGUUACCUACAUACCAACAGUAAGUGCACUUCAAAAAUAUAUCACUAGCUGUAAACAUAUGGGGAUGUUUUGAGGAUGUGACGGGUACUAAAGAAAUGUAAAUCUUCUUUCAUCUGGCAAAUCUUGAAAGGUUUAGAUUAGAUUAGAUUCCCUACAGUGUGGAAACAAGCCCUUUGGCCCAACAAGUCCACACCACCCCUUGAAACAUCCCACCCAGACCCGUUCCCCCUACAACCCACACACACCCCUGAACACUACGGGCAAUUUAGCAUGGCUAAUCCACCUAGCCUGCACAUCUUUGGACUGUGGGAGGAAACAGGAGCACCCGGAGGAAACCCAUGCAGACAUGGGGAGAAUGUGCAAACUCCACGCAGACAGUUGCCCGAGGCUGGAAUUGAACCCGGGUCCCUGGUGCUGUGAGACUGCAGUGCUAACCGCUGAGCAUUGCUCCCAGCUGUGAUCCAACUGUUUAUUUACUGAGGAAAAACUGUAUUUCUGAAAAAGUGAAUUUCUCUAUUACUUCUACUACACCACUUUUCACUCUCCAACCUCACCUGAUGAAAAAGAACAUUAUUCUCGUCACAAAGAAUUCCACGUAUUUUCACCUUUUCUGGCAAUACUCUUUCUGAAUUGAAACACCUCCUCAUCACUCACCAUCAAAAACUGACUUGCUCCCAUAUGCUUUAAAAAUUUUAAUUUCUUUACCCAUAUAGUCACCUGCUCAUCCUGGAACACAUGAGUAAACCUUACCCACAGAAGUACAUUCUUUAAAGAGAUCUGGUGCUCUUCUCAACAAAUUCCUAAACACGCUGUACACAGUUUUCAGAGAUAAUAGGAAUUGCAGAUGCUGGAGAAUCUGAGACAAAGUGCAGAACUGGAUGAACACAGCAGGCCCAGCAGCAUCAGAGGAACAGGAAAGCUGAUGUUUCGGGUCUAGACCCUUCUUCAGAAAUGGGAGGGGGUGUGGAAGGGGAUUCUGAAAUAAGUUGGGAGAACGGGGGAGGCGGAUAGAAGAUGGAUGAAGGAGGAGAUAGGUGGAGAGGAGACAGACAGUCAAGGAGGCAGGGUUGUAGCCAGUAAAGGUGGGGAAUUAGGGAGGAGAUAGGUCGGUCCAGGUGAGAUGUUAAUAUGAUAACAUCUCAUGAAUAUUUAUGCUCCUUAUCUCCUCACACAGGGGAAUGUGGAACUAAUUUAAACUUACUGCCCGAAUAGGAUUGGGUGGGAAACGUUUGUAAAGGUGUGAGACUUCUGUAAUUCUGUGAAGGGGUGAAACUCCUGUUUCUACUGAAGUGGCCAGGUCAGUGACCUUGGGUCAAGCCAAACACUUCAGCGGAUGAAAUCACAUCCUGUCAUUAUCAGUCACUUUGUGAACGAUCAAUGCUGUAUUCUGUUCUCUUUAUGUCCCAAAUGUAGUAGUUGUUUUAUGUAUCAGCCAUUUCAUAGAGUAUAAAAAGCGGGGACUGUCUGCUGUUCGGGAGAAUUGCUAACAGAACUCUGCACUCUGUGCCGGGUUGCGUAUAGCGAUCCUCCACAGCUUGUACUUGCUUAAUGAUAAAGGCUUGUGAUUUUGUAGCCAGGUCAGUGUCUUGUGAUUGCAUCAAGUCCGUGAGGGUCUCCGAAAAACAAACCUAACAUUUGGCACUGCGAGCAGGUAUCCAACAUGUACAGAGGUCUUAUAUGGAAGACUGAAUAAGUGAUCGUUCGAGUGUUGGUGAUGUGAGACGGACAGGCCCACAAGGUACCUUGGUCUGUCUCACUAACCUGCCACCCGUGCGACCCCUCGUCCCUGCGUGGCUCUGUAUUGACGGAACCCCGAGACGGCUCAUGAUCUGGACACUGAUAAAUCCUAAUGCCUAGAGGUUAGAGUCCCCAGGGCUAUGAUAAACUAAUUCUG